Molecule: messenger RNA, 1194 nt
Organism: Camponotus floridanus (Florida carpenter ant)
Lineage: Eukaryota; Metazoa; Arthropoda; Insecta; Hymenoptera; Formicidae
Product: putative nuclease HARBI1
Exons: 3
Coding region: 1-1194 (397 amino acids)
Source: RefSeq, a predicted model, not a curated record
AUGGCAAGCUAUACGAUUCAAGAAUAUUACGAUAUGAUAAUGGCACUCGGUGCAUCCAACGGGCAGCAUUACGUUGCUGCAAGACGAUACGCCGAAUUAUACCCAAAUCGGGCGAGACAUCCAAUGCCUGAUGUUAUACUCGGAGCAGCCCAAAGAUUAUUCGAAACGGGCAAUGUUCUCCCGAAUAAACACAACGUUGGAAGAAACCGAACCGCAAGAAAUUUGCGGAAUACGGAGAAGUGGUUCGUGCUGUCGAGCAAGAGCCUGAGACAAGUAUUCGGACUAUUGCUCGAGAGCACAAUUUCUCAUAUUCAACGAAACAGAGCAACUUCUCCUAUGGAACAAUUAUUACUUACACUUCGUAUUUACGCUACAGGAUCAUUUCUUAUAACAAUUGGAGAUUUUUCUGGAGUGAGCACAACUUCGGCACAUUAUAUUGUACAUAGAGUUAGUGCAGCUAUUGCUAGAUUACGGCCUCAUUAUAUCCAUUUACCAACUACAGAAGAGGAGAUAAGAAAUGCUCAACUACAAUAUUAUAAUAUUGCACGUUUUCCUAGAGUCAUUGGUUGUAUAGAUUGCACACAUAUUCGUGUUCAAUCAUUUGGUGGAGAAAAUGCUGAAUUGUUUCGCAAUAGAAAAGGUUACUUUUCUUUCAACACUCAAGUAGUAUGUAACAGCAAUUUAGAAAUAAUUGAUAUAGUUGCUCGUUGGCAAGGUUCUGUUCAUGAUAGUACUAUUUUUAAUAAUAGUCGUUUGAGAGCAAACUUUGAGAAUGGAAUGUAUGGCAAUAGUUUGUUAUUAGGAGAUUCCGCAUACCCAUUAAAAAGAUAUCUUGUUACUCCGUUGUUGGCACCACAAACUGCUGCAGAACAUCUUUAUAACGAAGCACAUAUUCGCACUCGAAAUACAAUAGAACGUCUUUUUGGCAUUUGGAAAAGAAGAUUUCCAAUCCUAGCGCUUGGAAUGCGAUAUCAUCAACACAGAAUAAUGAAUAUUAUUAUUGCAACAGCAGUGCUUCAUAACAUUGCUAGACGAAAUAAUGAAGCAGUACCAGAUAACGAUCCAGAUUUAAAUUUACCUGCACCAUGGGAUCAAAUGUUAGCAGAAUGUAACAUAAAUCACAGAAAUAAUAAUGACGAAGUUGCUGAUGUAGCAGUUCGAACAGAAUUAAUUCAUAAUUACUUUGCCAAGUAA